Messenger RNA from Pyricularia pennisetigena, 1431 nucleotides. RefSeq lists its product as uncharacterized. The transcript is spliced from 2 exons. NCBI's taxonomy places the organism in Eukaryota, Fungi, Ascomycota, Sordariomycetes, Magnaporthales, Pyriculariaceae. Gene Ontology annotation, biological process: dephosphorylation. The record is from RefSeq and is a predicted model, not a curated record. Gene Ontology annotation, molecular function: phosphatase activity. Bases 1 to 1431 code for a protein of 476 amino acids.
AUGCAGCUCAAGACCAAGGCUCAGCUGUCUGCCAUCCUGGGGCUGCUGCUUCCCACCCUGGCCGCAGCCGAGACCGUGCUGGGCAUCUUUGUCUUCCACCGCCAUGGAGACCGCACAGCAAAGUCUACUCCGCCAACCAAGCUGACGGCCCUUGGCGCCGACCAGAUGCACAGCUCGGGAGAGUACUACCGGUCGCUUUAUGUCGCCAGCAACGCCACCAGCCGCAUCGCCGGCAUCUCGUCAGACGUCGCCGUCAACUCGCAGCUCAACGUCGUCAGCCCCAUCGACGUCGUGCUGCAGAACAGCGGCCAGGCCUUCCUCCAGGGGCUCUACCCGCCCACCACGGCUGACAUCCAGACCCUGGCCGACGGCAGAACGGUGCAGUCGACGCUCGGCGGCUACCAGUACAUCCCCGUCAACUCCCUCACCACAGCCGCCACGCCCAGCGGUGCUGAGAAUGACGCUUGGCUUCAGUCCGGCAGCGGCUGCGCAAAGGCCGUCGCCAGCUCCAACUCGUACUUUGCCAGCCGUGACUACCUCGACACGCUCGAGAGCACCCGUGACUUUUACCAGAGCCUGAUGCCUGCUAUAAACCGCACCUUCAAGUCCGAUGCAGCCAACUUCAAGAAUGGCUAUGCCAUCUACGACCUCAUCAACGUCGCUCAGAUCCACAACGCAUCCUACCAAGGCCGCAACCUGAUGACGGACGCGGUCCUCCACCAGCUCUACACGCGCGCGAGCCAGCUCGAGUGGAACCUGGCCUUCAACGCCUCGGAGCCCGCGCGGGCCAUCGCAGGCGCGACGCUCGCGGGCCAGGCGCUGCGGUCCCUCAACGCGACGCUGCAGCGGCCCGCGUCCUCGCCGCGCGUCGAGGUGCAGUUCGGUGCCUACGCCACCUUCUCGUCCUUCUUCGGCCUGGCCGGCCUGCACGAGCUGGGCGCCGACUUCACCGGCAUCGUCGACUACGCCAGCAGCAUGUCGUUUGAGCUGGUCACGAACGCGUCCGUCCCGGCCGCCGCCGGCGGUGCAGCCGUCAGCCCGGACGACGUGAGCGUGCGCUUUCGCUUCGCCAACGGCUCCGCGUCCGCCCGGUCCCCGCCGCAGGCUUACCCGCUGUUCGGGCCCGGCGAGUCCCUGAUGCCGUGGUCGGCCUUCCGGAGCAACAUGGAAAGGAUCGCCGUUAUGGACACGGCGCGCUGGUGCGAGGUGUGCGGACCCGCGUCUUCUGGUUGCGCUGCCGGCGCGGUUGGCGCUGCUUCGGGCGGGAGCGACGGUACCAUCACCAAGGCCGUUGCCGGUGCAAUCGGCGCUUUGGUCACUCUUGGCUUGGUGCUUGUCACGGGUGGGCUUUUCAUGGGUGUCGGGGGUCUGCGGCUCGUCAAGAAGCGGGACUUGGUGCCCGCGCCGGCGUCUGACAAGAUGAGUGUUUGA